Molecule: messenger RNA, 1050 nt
Organism: Kwoniella botswanensis
Lineage: Eukaryota; Fungi; Basidiomycota; Tremellomycetes; Tremellales; Cryptococcaceae
Exons: 7
Coding region: 1-1050 (349 amino acids)
Biological process (GO): glycine import into mitochondrion
Cellular component (GO): mitochondrion; mitochondrial inner membrane
Molecular function (GO): glycine transmembrane transporter activity
Source: RefSeq, a predicted model, not a curated record
AUGGCAGACUCAGCAACAGCCUCAGCAGCAGCAUCGUCUUCGACGUCUAGUACCAUACAGACGAAGAACAGUCUCAAAGCGUAUCAUCAUCUUGCUUCCGGUGCUCUAUCUGGAUUAUCUUCGGCGAUUGUACUUCAGCCGCUGGAUCUGCUCAAGACGAGGUUACAGCAGGGUUUUGGGGAUGGUGAAGGUCAAGGUGUAAACAAGAGGCGACGUAUACGAGGUGUAGUACGGCAAGUUCUUCGAGAAGACGGUAUACAAGGUCUAUGGAGAGGAACCGUACCGACUUUAGUGCGGAAUGUCCCUGGCGUAGCUAUAUAUUUCUACACCCUCUCAUCGAUCCGUCAUAAAUUGUCAUCUAUACCAUAUUUCGCCGUCACCCUUCCAAUACCCACUAUCGCGCCUACCUCAUCAACAUCGUCAUCUCCUUCUUCUGCAUCCAAAUCGGCUAUAAUAAAACUAUCGUCUGGGGGGAAUUUGAUGGCUGGCGCGAUAGCGAGGACGUCAGUGGGUUUCAUACUGAGUCCGAUUACCGUUGUGAAAGCCAGGUUUGAGUCAAAUAGAUACGCAAAUUAUCAUUCUAUUCCCUCAGCCCUGGCUUCUCUGUACCGUACCAACGGUAUAAGAGGUUUCUUCCAGGGUUUCACCGCUACGGCCGUUCGAGAUGCACCUUAUGCUGGGUUGUAUUUGGUUUUCUAUGAGAAAGGGAAAGAUCUGUUGGGGAAGAUGACGGGUAUACCGAAUGCUGCUUUACAUUCUGGUUCAGGUGUGAUGGCUGCUGUACUGGCUACGUUGAUUACUUCCCCAGCUGAUGUAGUAAAAACAAGAAUGCAAGUGAAUCCAGUGGAUCAUCCAACAUUACGCAAAGCAGUUGUCAAAGUGUUACAGGAUCGAGGUCCAUUAGGGUUAUUUUCCGGAACGUCUUUGAGGAUAUCUAGGAAAGCAGCUUCAGCAGCUAUAGGAUGGACGGUUUACGAAGCUUUAUUGAUAUUCUUGAGGGAUAGAGAGGGGAAUGAUAACCCUCAGAAUCAGUUAAACAAAUUGUCGUAA